Molecule: messenger RNA, 969 nt
Organism: Colletotrichum fioriniae
Lineage: Eukaryota; Fungi; Ascomycota; Sordariomycetes; Glomerellales; Glomerellaceae
Source: RefSeq, a predicted model, not a curated record
AUGGGAACUGGGAUAGUCUCAGUUCUCCUUCACAACCUGCCUUACAAUGAAACGUGGAUCUCACAUGGUCUUGCCGUUGCCUUUUUCGUACUCAACAUCGCUCUGUUUACCGUAUUCACCGUCAUCACAGUGCUACGGUACGCAAUGUACCCCGAGAUCUGGAAGGCCAUGGUUGUACACCCUGCCCAGUCUAUGUUUCUUGGCUGUUUCCCUAUGGGGUUUGCGAUCGUAGUCGCAUCUUCAACCGGCGGCAUCGUCGCCGAAGCCCUCUCAAACCCAUCUCACGCCUUCACAACCCUGAUCGCGUCCUACGUGCUCUGGGGCAUCGGCAUCUGCUUCUCGGGCAUGGUCCUCGCGCUGUACUUCCACCGCCUGACGAUCCACAGCCUCCCGCCCAAAGAGGCCAUCGUCUCCGUCUUCCUGCCCAUCGGCCCCCUGGGCCAGGGCGGCUUCGGCAUCCAGCAGCUCGGAAAGGUGUCCCUGAAGCUCUUCCCCCAGACUGCGGCUCUGACCGUGGCGGCUCCGGGUGCGGUGCACGGCGGGGAGAUUCUCUACUUUGUCGGGCUCUUCCUGGCACUCGUCAUGUGGGGCUUCGCGCUCGUCUGGUUGUCGUUUGCUCUCAUUAGCCUUGCUACGAUGGAGAGAAUCCCUUUCAACAUGGGUUGGUGGGGGUUUACGUUUCCGCUGGGCGUGUUGGCGACCUGCACCGGAAUGCUGGCCCAAGACUUGGACAGCCCCUUUUUCAGGGUCAUGACCAUGGUUUGUCUCCAUCUCGUUCUUGUCGAUGAAUAUCCGCCCGGUUUUGCUGAUUUCUCCCGACAGAUCUUCUCCCUCUCCGUAUGCUUGCUCUGGCUGCUGGUUGCAGUGAGAACACUUCACCAGGCCAUUUCUGGUGAAAUUUUCUUUGCGCCGUGUCUGAAUGAUAUCCGAGACAAGCAAGCGCAAGCUGAAUCGGACCGGAGGGUUUGA